AUGGACCCGCUGCCUCCAGACCCGUACCUGGCACUAGGCCUGCCCAAGGACGUCGAUUCAGAGACCAUCAAGAAGACGUACCGGAAAUUAGUCCUCAAGUGCCACCCUGACAAAGUCACCGAUCCGUCAUUGAAGCUGCUGAAGCAGGAGGAGUUUCACAAGAUUCAGCAGGCCUAUGAGCUCAUAGGCGAGGAAGAAGCGCGUGCCCGCUACGAUGCCGAGGUGAAGCUGGAGUCGCUCCGCAGAGAGAAGGCUGCGAGAGGAGCCAGCGGCAGCGGGCCAGAGGUUCGGACAGCACGCUACGAUGUCCGAACUCAAGCCCCCGCAGGCGCAAGCUUCAAGGCUAACGGACCCGCUCGCUAUGAGGAGCACAAGUCAUCGCGGUACUCGGAUGACCGAUACUAUGAGGAGCGUUCACGCAAGUACGACACGUACGAAGCAUAUCCCUCGAAACAGAGCACCACGCGCAGCUCUCGCGAGAAAGUGAGCCCUCAGAAGACCACUCGAGAGACCUCCGACCGCGCGAGAUCCGACUAUAAAAAGUCGCGCGACAAGGAGCGAGAGAAGGAUCGCAGGCACGUUGCAUCAGAGAGAGAACGCGGCGACAGCGACCACUCUGCAGACGAAAAGGCACGCUAUGAAGCAGAGUAUAAGAGACGCAGUGAUGAUGCUCGCAGACGCGCAGAGGAAGACGAUGCGCGCAAGGCUGCUGCCGACCUGCGCCGCAAGGCAGAGGACAGGCGCUCGUACGAAGAUAGCAAGUAUGACCGCAAGCAGAAGCUGAGCGAGCAAGCUAGCGAUGCGAUGCGCUACAUCCGCAUGAGCUCCAAGGGAGACGAACGUCCUUCGCCGGGCAGGACCAACUCCUCGCGAGAUGUACGGGACUACUACGAUAGCCGCGACAGCCGCUCUCGACGAGAGCGACCAGAGACGGUUCGUCGGUCGUCCGCACGACCAAGGGACCGACAUUCGCCAACAGGUCGAGACCGGAAAGGCCCCGAAAUCGUUGACUGGGAACCUGAAGAUAGGAAAAUGCCCGCUUUCAAGCAUGCCUCGUCUUCGCCAGCUGAGAUCAACGUGCCGCGUGCGACACCGCAUCGGUCCCAUACAGAGUCGUCCCGCGACCACCGCCGUUCAGAGACAUCGCCUACGCCAAUGUUUCGCCGCUCCGAGACGAUGCCUACCGUGCCACAAGCUUCGUCUGCCAGUCGCAAAGCAUCGACUGCGCCUCGCCCUUCUGGUCUUCGUGAGUCAGUCACCCCCCAAGACUCUGGAGCUAGCAGUCCGGAAGCAUAUCCAACAGUCCCGUCGGCAGCUCCAACCAAACGCUACUACUACCCUACGCCUGGAGGAGGUGUCAGCUUAGCUCCCGAAGACAUGGGAGUGGGUAACGGGCAUCGCACUGUGCUACGCGAGCCAGAGCGACAGCGCCACCGCUCGCCAUCGCCACUCACUCGUCCACCCAUGGGCGCCAAUAGACCUUCCGAAACUUCCUCCGCACGAUACACCACUGCUGCACCUAGUAAAUCCUCGGUCCCGCCACCGCCACUCGGACGCUCCGCCACCACUAUGAACACUAAUGAGGAUCGCGGUCGACGUCUCUAUGGAGAGGUUGGCUCUGAUGCUACGCGACGCGAGAAUGCACGCCGUCAGACGAGCUUUUCGCCAGACAAGGUCUCUUAUUCACGAAAGAUCGGACCCGAAGACGUUCGGUGGGCACCUCAAAGCGGCAGCGGUCGUGAUCGGGACCGAGAGUACACGAAGCCUACAUUAGGCAGACAUGCUACGUACGUGUUCUAG
This is a messenger RNA of Didymosphaeria variabile, 1800 nucleotides long. RefSeq lists its product as uncharacterized. The record is from RefSeq and is a predicted model, not a curated record. Bases 1 to 1800 code for a protein of 599 amino acids. The transcript has a single exon. Lineage: Eukaryota; Fungi; Ascomycota; Dothideomycetes; Pleosporales; Didymosphaeriaceae.